ACUACCGGUAUACGUCAUCUACAUGCGGUCUCAUGAUAUUUUUCUUUCUUUGAGCUCCUGCGUCAGGAGUGUGCAGUCAUGGUAUGUUUUUUCUCCACGCAUUGCUAAUUUCUAAUUCACAACUAUUUCAAAGAUGUGUAUUUGCUAAUGCAUAUACAUACGAGCCAGUUGCUUGUGGCCCUGACUAACGUAUUCGCAGAGGUGUUUGCUAGCCAGCCACGUAGUUGACGUUAGCUAAGCGAACACUUCUAAUGUAUACUUCGCAAGAUCGCUAACUAACGUUACUGAAAGUGCUAUCAAGCAAUGUGACACAGGCUUCAGUAGAGAGGAAGCCUUAACUAUAAUAUAUUUGGUACAGUCAUUUACUAGUGUUUAUCUUGUAUCUAGGUAAACGUACCGAAGACCCGCAGGACUUACUGCAAGAAAUGUAAGAAACAUCAAACUCACAAAGUUACCCAGUACAAGAAGGGCAAGGAUUCUCUGUAUGCACAGGGUAAGUUUGCUACGGAGUUUAACGUUAAAAUCAAAUGUUAUUGGUCACAUACACAUAUUUAGUAGAUGUUAUUGCGAAAUGCUUGUAAAACUUAGGAGCUAGAAGCAGAGCUGCCAUGUGUCAUUACUUCCCAUUCCCUGGCUACUUGAACAUUCAGAUGUAUUUAUGUGUGGUGUCUACCUCGGCAUGCAUUAAUCCGGUAACAAUGUAUUUCAGGCAAAAGGAGAUACGACAGAAAGCAAUCUGGUUAUGGUGGCCAGACCAAGCCUAUUUUCAGGAAGAAGGUAUGCAAGAAUCAUAAUGGGGAAAAUAUUUACAUAUGCACUUUUCUGUUUGUUACCAUGUCUACCCUACUAGUCAGCACAUAAAUCAUUUCCAUAUUUUUAUGUUACAUGCUUGAAUCCUUGUGAUUUGUCCUGCAGGCUAAAACUACAAAGAAGAUUGUGUUGAGGCUGGAGUGUGUGGAGCCCAACUGUCGGCAAAAGAGAAUGGUGCCCAUCAAGCGAUGCAAACACUUUGAACUGGGAGGAGACAAGAAGAGAAAGGUAAUAAUACUGGUUCUCUUCAGUUUUGAGAGCCAGCAAACUGUGUAUAGUAGGGUAAUUGCAAAAGGUAGGCACUAAGCAGAGGGUGGAGUUAAUGAGAUUGACACUAAGACAAUUGAGCUUCUUAUAUAGUGAUUUUAAUCUAUUUGCAGCAAUCUGUGAAAUGUUAUAUUUUUUGACAUCUCUAUCCUUUUUCUUACUCUUUCAGGGCCAGGUCAUCCAGUUUUAA
Coregonus sp. 'balchen' is the source of this 1267-nucleotide messenger RNA. The record is from the annotation of a GenBank genome assembly. Lineage: Eukaryota; Metazoa; Chordata; Actinopteri; Salmoniformes; Salmonidae.